Molecule: messenger RNA, 1107 nt
Organism: Pyrus x bretschneideri (Chinese white pear)
Lineage: Eukaryota; Viridiplantae; Streptophyta; Magnoliopsida; Rosales; Rosaceae
Product: aspartic proteinase CDR1-like
Exons: 1
Coding region: 1-1107 (368 amino acids)
Biological process (GO): proteolysis
Cellular component (GO): extracellular region
Molecular function (GO): aspartic-type endopeptidase activity
Source: RefSeq, a predicted model, not a curated record
AUGAGACAGACAUUCUAUCCAAACAGCGCACAAUCACAAAUAACAGCUGACAAUGGGCACUACCUUUUUAAGCUCUCCAUCGGAAACCCGCCAUUGGAUGUAUAUGGCAUUGCUGAUACAGGCAGUGACCUAAUAUGGACACAAUGCGCACCAUGUCCCGGCUGCUACAAGCAGAUUAAUCCGUUAUUCGACCCAACAAAGUCGUCAACGUAUAAAGACCUUUCUUGUUACGCACAAGAAUGUCAAACAAUUGGCACUAUUACAUGUUCACUUCGACACGCUUGCAAUUACACUUAUGCGUACGGAAGUGCUGCUGUAACCCAAGGGAUCCUAUCGAAAGAGACGAUUACCAUAACAUCCACCUCAGGGAAUGCUACUUCUCUGGAAAAUAUUGUGUUUGGUUGCGGACAUAACAAUACUGGGACUUUUAACGAGAAUGAAAUGGGUAUCAUUGGCCUUGGAGGAGGGGACCUAUCCCUUGUUUCCCAAUUGAGUCCCCUUGUUGGAGGCAAAAAAUUCUCAUUCUGUUUGGUGCCAUUUCACACUGAUCCUAGCAUUGAAAGUAAGAUCAGUUUUGGGGAGGGUAGUGAAGUAUUUGGAGACGGUGUGGUUUCGACGCCUUUGGUCACCAAAGAAGACAAGACUCCAUAUUUUGUAACCCUAAAGGGGAUUAGUGUUGGAAAUAAGUUUGUGCCUUUUAAUUCAUCGGGCGAAGUUUCUAAAGGCAACAUGUUCAUGGACACCGGCACGCCUCCAACCCUAAUUCCACAAGAUUUUUAUGACCGUUUGGUGGCGGAAGUAAGGAGUCAGAUUCCGAUGACGCCAAUUGGUGAUGAUCCAAGUUUGGGAACUCAGCUUUGCUACAAGAGCAAGACUAAUCUGAAAGGGUCAAUAUUGACUGUGCACUUUGAGGGUGCUGAUGUGAAGUUAACAACAAUACAAACAUUUGUUCCACCAAAAGAUGAGGUUUUCUGCUUUGCAAUGCAAACUGUUCCUUGGGAUGUCGGUAUUUAUGGUGGAUUUGCUCAGUCAAAUUUCUUGAUUGGUUAUGACCUGGAAACAAUGGUGGCAUUUUUCAAGCCAACUGACUGUACGAAACAUCAAUAG